CUUUAUAUAAACAAAGACGUAAAUUUUGAACUGGAUUUAAAAUCCAGUAGGCACUCAGGCGCGCCAUCGCCUACCGAACAGCAUCUCAACGCUGGAGUGUGACAGGAGGCCUCCGACGUCCCCCCCCAUCGAUUGCUUCCUCCAGUGUUCAGACUGGCGGAAGAAUCUGUCUGGGACACAUCAGCCUGUGACCUGAACCUGAUCGCCAACCAACCCAUCCAUCCAUCCAUCCAUACAUCCACCCAGCCAUCCAUCUUCUCUGUUCCAGUGCUCCGCUCCGGAUCAGCAAACUCUUCUGCACCAUUCGUUCCACACACUGAACUCCAUGGACCAGUCAUCAUGAGACUUUGCAACACCUCCGUGUCCUCGCUCCUCCCCCUCCUUCAGUCCCCGCCCCUCCCUGGGCUCCACCGCUGCUGCCUGUCAACCCUCUUAGCCAGUGGCAGGGCAGCAUCGUGCAGACGCCUCAGCACAGAUGGACCCGCCCCACAGCAUGUGAUUGGACAGGACUCGGUGGAGGUGUUGGGCAACUCUUAUCCUCGCGAUGACUUCACCAAUGUCACACCAAAGAUCUUGGCCAAAGUUGGACGUAACCUCCACAACCAAUCUCAUCAUCCUUUAUGGCUGAUUAAGGAACGUAUCAAAGCUCACUUCUACAGUGCCUACAUUGGUCGCUGGGGCAACCCACUUUUCUCUGUCCAUGACAACCUGAGCCCGGUGGUUACCGUGGAGCAAAACUUUGACAGCUUGCUGAUCCCGCCCGGCCAUCCCAGCAGGAAGCGAGGAGAUAACUACUACCUGAACAGGAAAACGAUGCUCCGUGCCCACACCUCCGCCCACCAGAGGGAGCUGGUGAGCUCCGGCUUGGAUGCCUUCUUACUGGCUGGAGAUGUUUACAGGCGUGACGAGAUCGAUGCCAGUCACUACCCCGUCUUCCACCAGAUGGAGGGAGUCCGACUCUUCUCCAACCACGAGCUGUUCUCUCAGGUGCAGCACAGUGAGGAUCUGUCUCUGUUUGAGACUGGAGGUCGGAGGACGCCUCACAAACAGGAAACUCACUCUCUGGAGGCUGUGAAGCUGCUGGAGUUCAACCUAAAACACACUCUGACACGGCUCGUCACUCACCUGUUCGGACAAGACCUGCAGGUCCGCUGGGUCGACUGCUACUUCCCCUUCACUCACCCCUCCUUUGAGAUGGAGGUGCGUUUCCAGGGUGACUGGAUGGAGGUGCUGGGCUGCGGAGUGAUGGAGCAGGAGCUGCUUAACUCAGGUCAGAACAAGGCUGAUGUCCGUUUCCCUGUGUUUCUAUUGAUGACAGAGGAGACAAAUAUGAGAUCAAGAGCCAGAAAAAGGAAAAAGGAUAAAAGCAAGUGGUGGCAGAAGACGGAAGCUGGAGAGAAAACACAGUAGAGACAGAGAGUAUUGAGGUGAGGAGAAGAAAGGAUGGGAAGCAGGAAUACAGUGAAGGAAGGUUCUUGGAAAAAGAAAUGACAGAAGAGGAAAAGGAAAGAUGAAGGCUGAGACAAUAGAGAAGAUUUGCAAGUGAGACAAGAAGGGAAGACAAAUUAGUGGAGGAAACAAGAGAAGGAAGGAGGUGAAGGAGGAGCAGAAAUAAAAAGAGAGAAGAAAGGGCACAGAAGAGGAGGACAAGGAGGAGACGGGUCACAGAUCUGAUUGAUUGUGCGUGAUCAUGAAGUGGAGAUUUAUUCCAGCGUGUUCCCUCAUCUUCCGCAACCCCCUGACCCAAUGCUCAUUAGCAUAGAAACCACAUUCCCCAUCUGCUUAUUGGACCAGGAGCGACAAGACCAGGAUGUAAAGCAGGAAGUGUGUGUGUGUGUGUGUGUGUGUGUGUGUGUGUGUGUGUGUGUGUGUGUGUGUGUGUGUGUGCACGGGCGCUUUGUGGACUCAAGCACACACCUACGAGGGGGGGCAGGCAGGUUACGCAUCAACAUAAUAAGCAGAAGCAUUUCCAAUCAAAGCAGGUAAUUCUUCCUCCUGCUCGCUUGCUCGCUCGCCAUACGCCUCUUGCAUUUUUGUGUGUGUGUGUGUGUGUGUGUGUGUGUGUGUGUGUAUGCUCGUGGGUGUGUUUGUUCAUUAGUGGCAAGCCAUUUGAAUGCCCCCACGCACAAAUAUUUAGAAAAAUGUCCAGAUUACAUCCCAAGCCUCUCCUCCCACUCCUCACCCAGCUGCUGACCUCGGAAUAUGAGUCUGAAAGCCAAAUAACAGCCUGUGGCUGUGGCGCUGCUGCACACAACUAAUUAUUCCUGCAGAUUUGUGUAAAAGUCAUAAUAUAGGAAUGUAAUCUCUCCCUCAUUGGCUCUUUUUCUUUCUGCAGCGACACAUAAUGUUUCUCUACUGGGCUCAGUGUGACCAGCAGCAUAUUAACUAAACCUGCUGGUGGAAAACCCAACAUGUACCCAUCCAAACAAGCAUCAGGAGAG
Epinephelus moara (kelp grouper) is the source of this 2441-nucleotide messenger RNA. RefSeq names its product phenylalanyl-tRNA synthetase 2, mitochondrial (gene fars2). Gene Ontology annotation, biological process: phenylalanyl-tRNA aminoacylation. The transcript is spliced from 9 exons. Bases 340 to 1410 code for a protein of 356 amino acids. Gene Ontology annotation, molecular function: ATP binding; phenylalanine-tRNA ligase activity; tRNA binding. Gene Ontology annotation, cellular component: mitochondrion; cytoplasm. NCBI's taxonomy places the organism in Eukaryota, Metazoa, Chordata, Actinopteri, Perciformes, Serranidae. The record is from RefSeq and is a predicted model, not a curated record.